This is a messenger RNA of Theobroma umbraticum, 1543 nucleotides long. Lineage: Eukaryota; Viridiplantae; Streptophyta; Magnoliopsida; Malvales; Malvaceae. The record is from RefSeq and is a predicted model, not a curated record.
GGGCUGCUGCGGCUGCGCUACGCGCUCGUGCACCGCCGGAGCCUGCGCGGCCGCCUCACCGACGUGACGCUGCGGAUCGAGUCGCAGAUCGACCUGCCGAGCCCGCCGCCGUUCGUGCUGGUGCACCACCCCGACCGGUUGCCGCUGCACUCCCGCGACGGGCGCCCGCUGCCGGUCGUGCUCGACGGCGACGGCGCCCCGCCGAACGCGCGCUUCGUCCCGCCGGUGCUCGGUGCCGGCGCGCCCCAUCUCGCGUGGUCGGCGGAGGUCCGCGACCUGGCCGGCUUCGUGCGGCUCUUCGUCGACAUCUCCGACGAGCGGCGGGAGAGCGUCGCCCUGCUCGACCCGCCCCUGGCCGACCUGCGCCUGGUGCCGACCGUGCCGCCCUGGGGGCGGCGGCGAUGACCCGAGAGCACCGCCCCGAGCGCUUCGCCCAGCUGACCUACACCUCGUCCGACGGCGGCGACCGGCCGGGCGGCUGGGGCGUGCAGGACGUCGCCGGGACCCUCGACGCCCCCGAGCGCGCGGCGCUGACCCGCCGGAUCGUGCCCCGGUUCGUCCCGGUGCCGGGCCUGCCCGCCUACCCCGCCCCGGAGCAGCUGGCCGCGCGCCCGGCGCGGGUGGUGCACGCCCCGGCCGGCCCGGGCACCGCGUACUGGCACACGGUGGCCUGCGGGACCGACGCGCACGGGCGACCCGGCAACGUCUUCGUCCACGUCCUGCUCGACCGCGGGCCUCCCGCCACCGAGGCGACCGGAUCGCCCGUGCGGCCCGCCGAUCUCGCGGCGAGCGGGUCCUGGCUGCGCCCGUUCGGGCACGCCGAGGUCGCCACGACGGCGUUGCGCACCGUGCCGGCGCCGCCCUGGACCGCGGAGCCGGGCCGCGCCGCCGUGCUGGACUUCCUGUUCGCCGAGGGCGGCGCGGGGAUCGCCACCCUCUGCCUGCUCCUCGACGCCCUCGACGCCGCCCUGCGCGGGGGCCGCCCGGUGGUGCUCGGGCCGGCCGCGAUGGACCGCGCCCCGCUGUGGAUCGCCGCCGCCGACCACCUCAUGUCCCUCGGGGCGGCCCGGCGGUGCGGCUGGUCGACCUACGAGCGGGUGCCCCACGCCGGCGAGUGGCCCGCCGACCUGCACCUCGUCGCGGUCCCCGCCGCCGACCUGGCGGCCAUGUCCGCCGGGUCCGCGCCGAGCGCCACCGUGCUCGACGAGGACGAGGAGGUCCCCCGCGCCGACCUCGGCGACGCGCCGCGGACCACCCGGCACGGCGAGCAGGUCGCGGUCACCCCGUGGUCGGUGAUGGCGUUCGUGGUGCUCGCCGAGCGCGCGGGGGCGGAGGCGCUGCUGUCGCGGAUGGACGCCGCCGGCGCCGCCGUGCCCGAGGCGACCCAUCCCGCCUGGGCGAUGGCGAUGGCGAUCGCGCAGGCCCCGGACCUCGCGCCGGACGCCGUGCCCGCCGCGUGCGCGGUCCUCUCCUCGACGACGCCGCCGUCGGUCGCGGUCCGCCACCCCGCGCUCUACGACGACGUGCUGGCGCUCGUCUCCCG